AUGGAGUCGGUCUAUUUCAAAAAUCCCUUGGAAUGCACGGUGAUUGGUCUUUUAAUGAUUCCAAUUGAACAAGAUCUAAAUUACAAGAACGAGUAUGAUUUAAAUGAGCCUCAUUACAGAGUAAAUUUUUCUUACGCAUAUCCCUCCGAAAUUGAUAUCAAAGAAUCAGACGGAAAUAAGUUAAACGAAGAAUUGCGAGAUAUUGACCCAUCGAACAAUAAUGCAAUUGAAGAUGCUUAUGUUGUUUCUCAGGCGUUACUUAAUAAUUCUUCGGGAAAUAAUAUUUCUUGUAUCUAA
Messenger RNA from Funneliformis mosseae, 297 nucleotides. NCBI's taxonomy places the organism in Eukaryota, Fungi, Glomeromycota, Glomeromycetes, Glomerales, Glomeraceae. The record is from the annotation of a GenBank genome assembly.